Messenger RNA from Lycium ferocissimum, 1395 nucleotides. RefSeq lists its product as uncharacterized. The record is from RefSeq and is a predicted model, not a curated record. The transcript has 5 exons. The coding region runs from base 1 to 1395 and encodes 464 amino acids. Lineage: Eukaryota; Viridiplantae; Streptophyta; Magnoliopsida; Solanales; Solanaceae.
AUGACUGUUCUGGACUAUUAUCUCAAGUUCGUGUCAUUGUCCAGACAUGCUCCUCACAUGGUUCCUGAUAUGAGGGUCGUGGUUAGGAGGUUUGUACUUGGGCUUAAACCCGAAUUGCAUAGGGAUGCCAAUACAGCUGCUCAGAAUGACAAGAUGACUAUUUCCAAGAUACUGGCAUUUGUGCAAGGUAAUGAGACUAGGUUGAAGGAAGAAGAAGCCCUGCAGAAGCAGAAAGAUAGGGAAUUCAGCAAGAGGGCUAAGUCUGUUGGUAAUUUCAGUCCGGAAGGAUCUCAAGGAGGUGGGAAUCGUCAGUUCUUUAAGAAUAGGUCAUCAGGACCUGCUCCCUCUACAGCUAGUGCUCCAUCUCAGAGGUCCAAGUUUAAUCAGAAAGGCCAAAACUUCAGAACAACAGGUUUACAGUCACAGUCCAGCAUGACCGACCGUGGUUUCCAACACCCGACUUACAACACUUGUGCAAGACAGAAUACCGGAGGUAACGGUAAUAUAGCUCAGUCCACUAAUUCAGCAGCUCCUCGAAAUUCCCAAGCCCAGCAGGGGCGUGGGGCAGCAAAGUCUGGAAAUACGGGCGGUGGUCAGAACCGUCUGUAUGCACUGUCAGGACGUCAGGAUACAGAGACUCGUGGCGAUGUUGUCACAGGUUCCACUCUAUCUUACAUAACCCCUUACAUUGCUAAGAAAUUUGGGACAGAACCCGAAAAGUUGCAUGAAUCCUUCGAAGUAGCCACAUCAGUCGGGGAAUCAGUUAUAGCUAGACGUAUUUAUAGGGGUUAUCCAGUUUUAAUCUACCACCGCAGUACCAUAGUAGACUUAGUAGAAUUAGAGAUGGUAGACUUUGAUGUAUUCAUGGUUCGAGUCAGGGAUGCAGAUGCCCAGACUCCGACUCUCCAGUCAGUACCAGUUGUCAGUGAGUUUCCAGAAGUCUUUCCAGAUGAUCUACCCGGAGUUCCUCCCGAUAGGGAAAUUGACUUUGGGAUUGACCUACUUCCCGACACUAAGCCGAUAUCUAUUCCGUCGUAUAGAAUGGCCCCAGCAGAGUUAAAAGAGUUGAAAGUUCAGUUGAAAGAUCUCCUUGACAAAGGAUUUAUAAGGCCAAUAUACUCCCGUAGUGAGGCAAAUCAUUUAGAACAUCUCAGAAUAGUAUUGCAGACACUCAAGGAUCGCAAACUUUUUGAUAAAUUCUCUAAGUGUAAGUUUUCUCUCAAGUCAGUGGCAUUCUUAGGCCAUGUGAUUUCAGGCGAAGGUGUUAAAAUUGAUUUUCAGAAAAUUGACGCUAUUAAGAAUUGGCCCAGACCCACCUCAGCAUCAGAUAUUAGGAGUUUCUUGGUCUGGCAGGCUAUUACAGGCGAUUUGUCAUGGGAUUUUCCUCUAUCUUAG